AUGGUCUUUAAACCGUUCACGCAUCUCGCGCGUCAGAACUUCACCAAAGCCUUCACCCAUGGCUACGCUCAAUCCGUAGUCGCCGCCUCCCAGUCUUCCUAUGCCUCCUCCACAACCUUCAACCAACUUGCGAAUCACCCGGCGAAGUUCUCGCGCACCACCCAGCUACAGAAUGUCUUCCAGAACCCGUCCGGCUCUGCCGCUCCGGGUGUGAAGGCCAGUCAGGCCAAUUCCGGGUCCGGGGAUCUUGGAUUGGCCGCAUACUACGCUGCCUGGCAGCAUGCCCAGCAGACUGGCGAUGAUAGCGAUUGGAGACAGUUCCAGUUCAAGAGGAGGAUUGGAUGGAAGCCGACGAUUGGCGACGAAACCGGGAAACCCAAGGAUGGCAGCGACUUGUCCGCUACUUCUCCGCACCUCACAAAGGCUUCCGUCAAUGUCGAUGUUAGUGCUAAGGUCGAGGAGGCUGUUGCCCGAGAAAUCGAGAUCCAGGAGGAGCAGGCCAAGGCGGAGGAAUCUAAAGAUGCGGCUCAUGCCGAAUCGACACAACAUGAGUCUGACCAGACUGCUCUGACCGAUUUGUCUUCCGACAAAUCCAGAGCCGCCUCGGAUCUCAUUGUGCAACUGGCAAGCGACAAGAAAUUUGCUGAAAUUCCCGCUGCUUUCGAAUCCGCGCUCAAGGACGGUCUUACGCCAUCCGUGGACGCCUACAAUGCCCUCUUGGUUGCCGCCAUUCAACUCCAUGUUGAUGUGUCCCAGGCCAUUCCGAAGGCGCUGGACGUCUAUUCUGACAUGCUUCGCCGCAAGAUUCUCCCUGAUGAAAAAACUUACCAGACUCUCGUGGAAAUUCUGGUUACCCGUGCAGACGACGUGAUCAAGGCCAGGGAAACUCUCGAGCAAGAAAGAGUCCGUUACGGAGGUAUGGAGGAACCGGGCAAGUUCAUGCUCCAUUCGAGCGAGCUGGAACGUGACGUUCUCGCCGAAGACCAUUCUCUUGCCAUUGCGGUGAAGCUGUUCAACACUUCGACCUCAAGACAUACUGAAUUGGUGUUCCCUCUUGACGUUUACCGCCGCCUCGUUACCGCCUGCGCCAAGGAGGGCCAGGUUGAGGAUAUGAUUCGAAUCUACGCCCACAUGGAAACGCAUAAAGUGGCACCCCACGCGGCCAUUUUCUCACCGAUGAUCGAUGCGUUUGCCGCCACCGGUGACCUGAAGAGUGCUGUUGAGUGUUACAAUGAAUACCGCAGCUUGGCGGUAUCAGACGAUAACGGAAUCUUCAGCGUCGUUCAACGCCAAGAUGGCGAGGUGUAUGCCGCACUUAUCAGGGCAUAUCUAUCCUGCGGUAAGGAGGACGGCGCUAACCGCUUCCUCGAAAAAAUCCGAGAAUCAUUCGACAGUGUGGAGAACUGUGAAACGCGCCGGCAGGCAAUGGAAGCGAUCAUUGUGGAGCAGGCACUUGUGCAGAAUGCUCUCAACAACUCCCAAUUCGGCAAGGCGCUGGAACUGGCCAGCACCAAGCUUCCCGAAGGCGCCCUAGAUCACGCCAUGACCCGAAUUUGCAUGACAACUGCCGAUGUGGGGGAUCUCAUGAUUGCUUCCGAGGCGUACGAUCGUUUAUCUUCCGAUGUGGCUGUCCGUCAGGGACCCGCCAUGGCCAUGCUGGCUCUUAACGUGCGCCAGGGCAACCUCGCUGCUGCACGCCCCUUCUGGAUCAUGCUAAGCACUGUGGGUCAGGCUACUUCGGAGAUGAUCCAGCCGACUGCCAUGUAUUGCGUUGCCUUACUCAAAAGCGGUCAGGUUGAAGAAGCCCUGACGGAGGCACGAAAUAUGUUUGCUCGCAUCCGCAGUUCUGCUCCUGCCAGCAACCAACUUCAUGCCCGUGAACAGAUUUCCGAAUCCCUCGAUCUCCUUGGCCGCGUCCUCAUGCAGUCCGCUGCCAUUAUCUCCCCCCAGGCUGCCAUGGCCCUCUUAUGGUCCAUGGUCGAGAAUGGCGGCCUCGUCUCUCCUAUUGCAGAGCAUGCUAUCGCCAGCCUUGGUCCUAUGGCCAUCUCACAGCUGAACGCCCGUGACCUUACUCUUGCCCUUCAGGUCCAAGCAGGCAUGUUGGCCAAUAACUCCAUGCUGUUUGACAUCGCCCAUCCCAUCCGCUUCGCCCACAUGCUCGACGUCGCUAUGUCAACGGCAUUGCCCAUGGACGCCUUCACCACUCGCGUCGUGGACCAGGCUGUUGGCAAGCUGUUCGAGAGCCGACCGGACAUGGUCAAGAGAUGGCAGGACUAUGUUGGGGCGACUGCCAAGUCCCCCUAUUUGACUCCCCGUCACAGUCCCUUGUCCGAGUCCACUCCCAUGAGCCCGUCGUCCAGCCAGGAUUCCUUCGACCCGUAUGCCUAUGCUACCGAUUUCCGGGGGUCGGCGAUCAUCGCUGAUGAGCUUGAGAACCCCAACGGUCGGUCCGAAGCUCAUCUCAAUGAAGCCCUGAUCCGGUUCAAGAACAUGCGCCGGAUUGGCAGACAUCCUCGCUACAUAACCUACGCAAAGCUCAUCACCGCUGCUGCCAAGAACAACCGUUCUGACCUCGUCCAUGAAAUCGUCAGCAUGGCCCGUCGCGAUGUUCCUCUCAUCCCUCAGUACAACGUUGUCAAGUAUGGUUGGGUCUCCAUCCUUGAUGCCAUGGUUGCCGCCUGCUUGACCCUCGGCGACCGAAGCCUUGGUGCCAAGUACCACCAGGAGCUAUUGGAUCUCGGUGCCGCCCCUUCUGCCAAUACCUUCGGUCUGUACAUCACUACCCUCAAGGAGUCGACCAAGACAUUCGAUGAAGCCACCGAGGCUCUGAAAAUCUUCCACCGUGCCAUUGCCGAGGGAGUGGAGCCUACUUCGUUCCUGUACAAUGCACUCAUCGGCAAGCUUGGCAAGGCCCGUCGUAUCGAUGACUGCCUUUUGUAUUUUGCGGAGAUGCGUGCCAAUGGUGUUCGCCCUACCAGUGUCACCUACGGAACCAUCGUCAACGCGCUGUGCCGUGUCAGUGAUGAGCGUUUCGCUGAGGAGAUGUUCGAAGAGAUGGAAUCCAUGCCCAACUACAAGCCCCGACCCGCUCCCUAUAACUCGAUGAUCCAGUACUUCCUCAACACCAAGAGGGAUCGCAGCAAGGUCCUUGCCUACUAUGAACGCAUGCAGGCACGGAACAUUCAGCCCACGAUGCACACAUAUAAGCUGCUCAUUGACGCAUAUGCAUCCUUGGAGCCGGUCGACAUGGAUGCUGCGGAGCGCAUCUUGAACAGCAUCAAGGCCUCCGGGCAACACCCCGAAGCGGUGCACUACGCAUCUCUGAUCCAUGCCAAGGGCUGUGUCUUGCACGAUAUGGAAGCUGCCCGUAAAGUCUUCGACUCCGUGGUGGCGAACCGCCACGUGCGUCUGCAGCCCUGCCUUUACCAGGCUCUCUUCGAAGCGAUGGUUGCCAAUCACCGUGUGGCAGAGACGACUGAGGUUCUCAAGGACAUGCCUGCCCGCAAUGUCGAAAUGACCGCUUACAUUGCUAACACUCUCAUCCACGGCUGGGCUGCUGAAGGCAAGAUCGAGAAUGCCAAGCGUAUAUAUGAUAGCAUUGGUAUUGAGAAGCGGGAACCCAGCACGUAUGAGGCCAUGACUCGUGCUUUCUUGGCAUCCGAGGACCGCGAGAGCGCAUCCCGCAUUGUGCAGGAGAUGCUGUCUCGUGGCUAUCCUACUGCUGUAGCCAGCAAGAUCUUGGAUCUCAUCGGCGGUGGUGCUCCAAUGGCUACCCUUUGA
Molecule: messenger RNA, 3780 nt
Organism: Monascus purpureus
Lineage: Eukaryota; Fungi; Ascomycota; Eurotiomycetes; Eurotiales; Aspergillaceae
Source: the annotation of a GenBank genome assembly